Marchantia polymorpha subsp. ruderalis is the source of this 3340-nucleotide messenger RNA. The record is from the annotation of a GenBank genome assembly. NCBI's taxonomy places the organism in Eukaryota, Viridiplantae, Streptophyta, Marchantiopsida, Marchantiales, Marchantiaceae.
GUCAGGAUUGUCGGGAACGGACCACGUACGGAUACACUUUCUUAAACCUUUCCGUUGUCAAUUUCAAUUUUAAAGGUCUCCCGAGAAUAUUCUCCUCAGCAUUCUCGCCUUUAAGGUCAGGAUUGUCGGGAACGGACCACGUACGGAUACACUUUCUUAAACCUUUCCGUUGUCAAUUUCAAUUUUAAAGGUCUCCCCGUUGACGAGCUGAAAUGAAAGAUAACUUACUCAUAACUUCCCCGCGGUGGCCACAAGAAACUAAAAAAGAAGGCGGCCCUGCUGGCGCAGAUGGCCAACGACGAGGACGAAUUCGAGUCGCGAGGCCUGCUCCCCAAGCAGUACGGGCAGUCGAAGAUCUUCGUAGCCUCCAUUCCCGUGGCGGAGUUCGCGGGACGACCUCUGGCCGAGCCCGGAAUCCCCCACGGGCGACCGGCCGGAGCCCUGACGGGCCCGCGAGAGCCACUGGAUGCGGCGACGGUGGCCGAAGCGAUCAACGUAAUCUCGUGCUACUACGAGGACAAGACCGAGUGGGGCGGGCGAGUGGGCUGGAUUUACGGCUCGGUGACAGAGGAUGUGGUGACCGGGUUCCGAAUGCACAAUCGUGGCUGGAAGUCGAUCUACUGCGUCACCAAGCGAGACGCGUUCCGGGGCACGGCGCCCAUCAAUCUGACGGAUCGACUGCACCAAGUGCUGCGGUGGGCCACGGGGUCUGUGGAGAUUUUCUUCUCGCGGAACAACGCCAUCUUUGCGAACUCGCACAUGAAAUUCCUGCAACGUGUCGCGUACCUGAACGUCGGCGUUUACCCAUUCACGUCUAUCUUCCUGAUCGUGUACUGCUUCCUGCCGGCACUGUCGCUCUUCUCGGUUCAGUUUAUCGUGCAAAAUCUCAAUGUGACUUUCCUGGUCUACUUGCUGCAUCUUUCAGGCAGACUUUACGUCAUUUCCGUCUGCCUGUGCCUGCUGGCUAUUCUCGAGGUCAAGUGGUCGGGAAUCACUCUGGAAGAAUGGUGGAGGAACGAGCAGUUUUGGGUCAUCGGAGGUACGAGUGCCCAUCUGGCUGCCGUGCUCCAAGGUCUGCUCAAGGUCAUGGCCGGAGUGGAUAUUUCUUUCACGCUCACGUCCAAGUCCGGAGCCGAGGACAUGGACGACGAGUUCGCGGACCUGUACGUCGUCAAGUGGACUGCGCUCAUGAUCCCGCCCAUCACCAUCAUGAUCGUCAACCUUAUCGCCAUCGCCGUUGCUAUAUCGAGGACAAUUUACGCCGUGCUGCCGCAGUGGAGCAAGCUCCUGGGAGGUGUAUUCUUCAGUCUGUGGGUGCUCUUGUACAUGUAUCCGUUCGCCAAGGGUCUGAUGGGCAGAAGGAGUCGCACUCCCACCAUCGUCUACGUGUGGUCUGGCAUGUUGGCGAUCGUCAUCUCGCUGCUGUGGGUGACUAUCAGUCCUCCCGAAAACAGCACCGGAGUGGCCACCGGAGGAUUCAACCCUUGAGCAUCGGAUGAAUUCCUGAUACAGUAUAAAGUAGGAUAAAUUGAGAAUCGUUUAGCCGCCGCCGCAGUCGAGCUCGAACUUGGUACAGUGAACUUGUCUGUUCACUGUACGCAAUUAGCAUAAUGAAGCCAAGGUACUUCCCUGAAAAAUAUGUUCGUACUUGGCUUCAAGCCAAGUACGAACAUAUUUUUACGAACACAUGCUCGAUAAUCCCCCCACACGCUCAUCGUUUAAAGAAGAAGAAUUCUCCGAAGUAUACGACCAUCGACCCCAUUCGGAAACACAACAGGAGCAGACAAGAACAUCGAACAGCGAUGUACAAUGCAGAAACAUUGGUUCGAAUGACCAGAGCUGAGCUUCGAUCAUCGGCACCAGGGCUGGCCAAAUAAGCGGCCAGACAUUUGUGUUCGGAGCUUCACAUGAAAGACGAGGCGUAGCCCUGUAAACAUCGAAGAUGACGGUGGGCGUGGCAGCCCAAUUUAGAAGGCCAGGUUGAAAAUUCAAAUGUGGAGCUAGUUUCGGACGCAGUAACAUGGUUCGGCACAGAACACCAUGUCGUGGACAGUGUAGCACCAGAAUGCGGUACAGGAUGGGGGUUGGGGUUGGGGGUGGGGCUGGGGGUGGGGUAACGAGAAGUCGCAGACAGAGUGCAGCGGCAGGCUGGCUACAGGAAGGCGAGGCCGCAGGGGCAGAAACAGGCCCGCCAGCCGGUCGCGCCGGCGGGCAAGCGAUGCAUGGGCCAAGUUUAGCAGGGCCGAGAAACUGGCGGGAGUGUGUCCGGAAGCCGGACGUGCAGAGCCAGCGGUGCCCGCUCCCAUGCCAGCAGCGUGGUUAGCACACGCCUACGUGGUUCGUGUGGAGUCGAGGUGGAGCGAACUCUGUGUGGUAAGGGGCUGGGCGGGCAGGAUGCACGGGCCGAGCGGGGCAGGGGCAGGGGCACCGGUAGCGGUAGGUUUGCCCCCAUGCCAUUCUUAUUUUCGACCGUGACAAAUAUCCUCCGAUCAUCGCGUCCCUCGACUCGGUUCCACGUCGCGCCACCACGAGACCGUGCGCAAAACACUAACGUUCCUCCUGCACGCGCCUACCAGUCUCCCUUCGCUUCCUCGACAAACAUUUCGCUAACUUUUCGCUUCACUCACCCUCACCACCCCCGAACACUAUUGGCCCCGCAACUCUAGACGCCCUCCAAACGACGCCAACAACUCUACCGCGCUCGGGACCCGGGAAAUAGCUCCCUUCGCGAAAUUUUCGCCCAGGCCGGUCUCCCCGCCCGCAGCGAAAAGGUUCCUCCCUCCUAGCGAAUAAUUCCAACCCCCAGACCACCGGCAGCGGGUGGCAAUUGGCACCAUUCCGGCAGAGAAUGGUGCCAAUUGAUUUAAGGGAAGUACCUUCCCUUAAAUCUCGAGGGAGACCUGGAUGAGACCUGGAGUUGGAGACCUGCAAAUUGCAGGUCUCCAACUCCAACUACCCUCGAGAUUUAGAUAGAUAAAAAAAAUCGUGAACACCUGCUCGCUGACACGUGUUCACGAAAAUCGUGAACACCUGUCACCUGUCAGCAUUAUAUCGAGCAGUGAGAGAGGAGGCGGCGCAUAUAUUUAGGAUGGGAAGCGGGAACCUCAGGCAUCUUUUACUGGAAACUAAUAGGGAUGUUGUUUCAUAGUCCUUGGAUGUUGGAAAAGAGAAACGCAGAUAACUUUACUGUUAGCAUAUCCACCAGUCUGAGAAGUAUCGCUCUUAUUAAGAUAGAUCCGACACAGGUGUGGGGAAGCGUUGAAAUCAAUCUCGUGCGCGGAUGGGAGUCAAAACAGAUUCCGACCCGUCUUGUUUCAUGUUUGACCAUUGUUCUCGACUU